GAGGUGGUUUCCGGGGUGGACGAGGAAGAGGCUGGGGAGGACGUGGCAAUCGUAGUCGAGGAAGAAUCUACUGAGUAGACCCUUGUAUCUUCCCUGGCCCCAAUGGGCUAAAGCGAAAGUACACUCAGCAAAAGAUUGCUUGGAGUAUUGUUUCCUUCAAGGACUGCCUUCCGCUAAGACUGACUUAAAUGUUCUUUAUACCUUUGUAUGUAUGAUCUACUUUUCUAACGGACUACAACUUGUCCAUAGUGAAACUACAACUGUAUUUUUGGAUGCUUACAGUCAGCAGUUUUGGGUUCUUAUUUUUGAAGUGUCUUCAGGAUUUAUUCAAAAUUGGAAAAGAGCAUAGAUGUUUUAUCAAAACUUACAUCUUGAUUGUUUGCAUAUUAACCUAAAAAUCAGCUACUGCAUUACUGAUACUAUGUAAUUGAUUUUAUGUAUUAAGUAAUGGAUAGGAAAGGCAUGACUACAGAGAUACGUCAGAUAAGCUUAGCACCUAAAGUAAUCCUUUCCUCGUCUGUAAUCAUAUUUUGCAAUAUGUGGAGAAGAGUACCAUUGUUAGAUUUGCUUUUAUUUACUUACAAUGAACUUGACUGAGAGACAUGCUGGUUUUCUGAAGUUUGCAACUUGGUUGGAAAUUUAUUUUGCUUGUAGCAUGAAGCAGUCCUUUUACUUAGAAACGUGGAGAAUGUGGUGUUCUUUUGUUUUGUACAUCUUACUCUUCUCCGUGCAUUGUAAUGCAAAAGUGCUGUUUUGCAAAGGAAUUUUAAAUGUUUGAUAUGAAUACGUGCAUAUACUUAUGCCAGGAAAUGAACAGGAAAAACAAAACAAUAAAUCACUAGAAUUAUUCCAGGAAUGGGCAAAGACUGAUGCAGUGAUUAAGCUUUGUAGACUGGAGCUGGACCGUAGCAGUACCUGGCUCUUUUCUGUGUUUUGCAGAUUUCUGGGUUAGUUGGCACUCAAGGGUUGUGUUUUUGUUUUGUCUUUUUACCAAUACAGUUGCAUUUAAAAAUAUAUAAAUAAAAUUGUAUUUUGGGUAACGUUGAAAAAUUCCAGCAGUGUAGUCGAAUUCAAGUGGAAAAAUUAACAAAUCCAUGCUAUUGUUUUUUUUCAUAGCAACUUGGAGUUCUUAUUAUUUACUGGUGUACACCCAGAAAAUACAAUGUAAGAGCACAAUGCUUUUUUUUUUAUUCUCACCACUUAAAAUUUUUACUUCUCAGGUCACUCAACAUUGUAAAGGGGUAGCUGGUAGUAAAAAAAAAAAAAAAAAAAAAAGAAAAAACAAAAUUUGGGGCAGGGGAAGAGAAUUUCUAACAAGACUUCCAGGGCAUGUUGAUGUACAAUAGCUUAGGCUGUAGAAGAAUGAAGAUCUUUUCUUAUCCUCCCUUUUUUUUCUGCGGUCAUUUGGUAUCCACAUAUGAAUGCUUGAAAGUGAUGUUUUGCCACCUAGUUCCAUUUGUAUUUGCUUGUGAAUCUGACUCAGGUGUCUUCAUUAACACUUUGAUUAUUUAUCACUGCAGUCAAAAAGGCAGAAUACCAAAAUUAUGUCAAAGUUGGAGUUAUUGACCAAAUUGUUAGUCUAUUUUUGCUCAACUCUGGAGCAGCAGGCAUCGAACUUAGGACAUUCCAAGACAUGGGAGCUAACCUGUACUUCUGAAUGCAUGCCAGCUGCUGAAAUCAGGUUUGUCACUAAAAGCAACAAACUUGGCGAAGAAUUUUUCAAGCACAAAUGCAUGAGAUCAAACUGUCACUCUGAAAACAGGCACUAGAUGGUAACAAGCUUUCAUUGAAGGAAAGAAGGAAGAUAUUUUGCACUUGUGGCAAUAAUUUGUUGUCUUGAGGGGAUUUAAAAAUGUAAUCUCCAAGCCUAAAUGAUGCUUGCAUUUAGAUUAAUAGCUAGGCACUAGCAGCUUAUUUUCUCACUGAGUUUGGAGUGAGCUUUCGUGGGGCUCCUGUUUUCCAGAGAUGACGUGCAAAGUUCUUGUAGCCUCAGAAGUAGUUAGAUUUUCUCCCUCACUUUCAUAUUUAACUUAAAUGCAGUGAGUUCUUGUGGAGACACCUGUUCACCAUCUUGAUGACUUGUAAAUGUUCCCUUAUGCUUUUGGAAUAAAUUCAUUUUGUAAUUUUGUUUGGCUCAUUGUUUUACAGUUACUCUGCAGCAUUUUAUGCUGGCUUAGUAGCAGGGUGCUGUGCCUCAUUUUGGUUUAAUGACUUACUCAUGAGAUUGCCAUAAAUGUAUUGGGCCGUUUGUCAUUAAGGAAUAUUUUUCAAGACUGUAUUAGCUGCUUCAAUGUGAGUAAUUCAACUGAAAUAGAAAAUUUUGGACAGUCAUUUAAAUAUUCAACACAGGCUGCGUGUCUCACGGAUCCAUUAUGUUUUAUUUGGGAAUGUAUCAUGAAAAGGAGACGUUGUCACAUUCACGUAAUAUUCUAGAUGUUGCCAGUGCAAUAAAAUAUGUUGGUGUCUUGACAGCAACAGCGGCUUGGAGUAAAGGCCUGAUUUAUUUGGUGAGCAGUGCAGCCUCAUGUGAGAACCUGGGCAACUGUAAGUACCACAACUGUGGGACUGUUGCGUCCUUAAGGGAACGCAAACCCUUGUCUUAGUCAACCGCUCUGUCAGCAUUUGUAAACUUCUUUCUUAAUUGCAGGUGCUGGCUGUGUGUUACAGGCACGCUUUUCUGUCCGGCAGGCUGAGGAAGGCAGCUGUCCUGAAGGAGCACAACUGCUCGCAACUCGGCUGCGAACGCUGCAGAAAGGUACAACGGACCGAAACCUGAAUUUGGAAAUCCUGGUUGGGCCUGGGACGUCGUGGCUACAGCUGAGCCGGUGUUCCUCGUAGUGAACGUGGAUGCCGUCAGCUGGAGUAGAAACGAAAAGUAAUUCAUAAGUAUAUGAAGGAAAGGCGGGCCGCCUCGGGGAGGGCCCUGGCAGAGCGCGGCACCCGGGGGGGGGGCCUGCGGCCCCGCCCCGUCCGGAGCCCACCUCCCAAAAUGGCGGAGCGUGUGUUUCCGGUUCCGGGUGGUGCGGGCAGGCCGGGAUUAGGGAAGAUGGCGGCGGCAGCGGCGUCCGGGUGGGGCGGGCUGGGACGGGCGUGGGUCUUCUCCGGCUGGGCGCUGGGCUUGUGCUCGUUGCUGGCCUCGGGGACGCGGCCCGCCGCCGCCACCACGCACUGGGUGGUCACGGAGGACGGGAAGAUCCAGCAGCAGGUGGAUUCACCAAUGAACUUGAGGAACCCACAUGACUUGGUAAUACUAAUGAGACAAGAAACAACAGUUAACUACCUCAAAGAACUGGAGAAACAGUUAGUUGCUCAGAAGAUUCAUAUAGAGGAAAAUGAGGACAGAGACACAGGGCUGGAACAAAGGCAUAAUAAAGAAGACCCGGACUGCAUUAAAGCAAAGGUGCCCUUAGGGGACCUAGAUCUGUACGAUGGCACCUACAUCACCUUAGAGAGCAAAGAUAUCCGGCCUGAAGACUAUAUAGACACAAAGUCUCCGGUGCCUCCAGACCUGCAGCAGCCAGACUGUACAAAAGUUCUUGAUCUUCCAUACAGCAUUCAUGCUUUUCAGCACUUACGGGGUGUCCAGGAAAGAGUUAAUCUUUCUGCACCCUUGUUACCUAAAGAAGAUCCAAUCUUCACAUACUUAUCACGGAGGCUGGGAAGAAGUAUAGAGGAAAUAGGUCAUCGUAUUUAUGACGGGCUAAUGAAGAACUCUUCUUCCUGGGUACUUUAUAAUAUGGCUUCUUUUUACUGGCGAAUAAAGAAUGAACCAUACCAAGUAGUAGAAUGUGCCAUGCGCGCCCUUCAUUUCUCUUCAAGGCAAAAUAAAGACAUUGCAUUGGUAAAUUUGGCAAAUAUUCUGCACCGAGCUCACUUCUCUGCGGAUGCAGCUAUUGUGGUCCACGCAGCUCUGGAUUACAGUGACUUCUUUACCAGCUAUUACACUUUGGGAAAUAUAUAUGCAAUGCUCGGGGAGUACAACCACUCGGUCCUGUGUUACGAUCAUGCUCUACAGGCCAAGCCAGGGUUUGAGCAAGCUGUGAAAAGGAAGCAUGCUGUAUUAUGUCAGCAAAAAUUAGAGCAAAAACUGGAAGCUCAGCAUAGAUCACUUCAGCGAACCUUAAAUGAAUUGAAGGAAUAUCAGAAGCAGCAUGACCAUUACCUCAGGCAGCAAGACGUUUUAGACAAAUACAAGCUCAUCCAGGAGGAACAAAUCCUGAGGAACAUAAUUCAUGAGACCCAAAUGGCAAAAGAAGCUCAAUUAGGGAACCAUCAGAUCUGUAGAUUGAGCAACCAGCAGCACAGCUUGCACUGCCAGUGGGACCAGCCUGUUCGCUAUCACCGUGGGGACAUUUUUGAAAAUGUGGAAUAUGUUCAGUUUGGUGAAGACUCUUCAACUUCAAGUAUGACAUCUCUGAAUUUUGAUCUUCAUGCGAACCAAAGUGGCCACAGCCAAUCCUUACAGUCUUCCCCUGUUGCUCGUUCCAUCGUUUCAGUGUGGAGUGUAGAAUCCAAUAGAGACAAACAGCACCUUCUUUGGCCUCAGCGUUCAGAAUGUAUGAAAUCUUUCCCCAAAAUUCCUGAUCCAGAAGAGCUGCCAACUUAUUUUCUGCCCCCAGAAAAUAGAGGAUUCAGAAUCCAGUCAAUCCUAAAUAUCCCAAGAGAAGCUGUUGGGCAUGAAGACACCCAGGUACCAGACUGUUCUUCCAUUACUGAUGCUCGUAACAAUGAAUCUCUCUACCUACUCGUCAGAGAACUAGAUGGUAAUCUAGAUUUGAAAAUGAAGAUGCCGGAUGAUCAAGCAAGACAAAUCUUGCAUUCUCGAAUCAACAAUCAAGCUAUUACACAGGAGAAGAUGGAAGCAUUUCUUGAUCAUGCCAUGAAAAAGCCUCAAGAUCCUCUAUGGCUUGUGCUUAAUGAAGCUGGAUUGUACUGGCGUGCAGUUGGAAAUAGCACCUUUGCUAUCACCUGUUUGCAAAAAGCAUUUAAUUUGGCUCCACAUGAGUAUCAGGACAUCCCUCUGGUCAAUCUUGCUAACCUCUUGAUUCAUUAUGGUCUUCAUUUGGAUGCCAGCAGGCUCCUGCUUCAGGCUUUGGCCAUCAAUGCCUCUGAGCCCCUGACUUUUUUGAGCUUGGGAAAUGCCUAUCUGGCUCUGAACAACAUUAGUGGAGCCCUGCAGGCCUUCAGACAUGCACUGGAUUUGACUACCAAGUGUUUGGAAUGUGAAAGCAGCCUGAAGAUGAUCCGCUGUCUGCAGUUCUAUCCUUUUCUCUACAACAUCACCUCUUCUGUGUGCAGUGGUCACUGUCAUGAGAAAAGUUCAGAAGGUAGUCAUGACAAGGAGAAAUACUUUGAUGACCACCAUGAGUCAGUCACAGGAAUGGCAGAAGGACAUUCUGAGGGAGGUACAGAAGAUACAGAAAUCCUCACUCAGCGUUCCGUAAGGGAUCCCUCCAUCUUGAAACUGGAAAACACUGUUACUGCAGAAAGCAAUGGUUCAGAAGGAAUGGAGAGUUUAGAAGAUGAUCAGAUGUCUGAAGAGAUGCUGGCUUUGGUGGAUGAGUUUGAAAACUCAUGGCCUCAAGAAGCUUUUGAAGGAGCGCUGGAAGUAAAAGGUCGUCGGAUGGACUUACAGGGAAUCCGUGUCCUAAAGAAGGGAGCUCAGGAUGGCCUGGCAAGCUCCUGUUUUGGGGACUGUGGUGAUGAUGAUGAAGCUGAAUGGAUCACUUUUCAGGUCAAACGUUUAAAGAAACCAAAAGCUGAUAGCUUGGAUCUCCAGGAGCCAACUGGGAGAAAUGGAGAAGAAGGGACUAAUGGAGAAAACGAAAACUUCUACCAAACUGCCUUGGAAAUCAGUGGACCAAAGAUACCUUCUCCUGGACCAAUCGGAAAGAGGCAUGACUAUCGGAGCCUUGGGUGGCCGAGUCCUGAUGAAUGUCUGAAACUGCGUAGGGUAGAGCUCACAACUGUGGCCAGCACGUGGCUCGCUGUUUCUGCUAAAAACAUUGACAUUACAGAACACAUUGAUUUUGCAACACAACUGCAAGAACCAGCCAUGGAGCCCCUUUGUAACCCCAAUCUCCCAGCUAGUAUGCAUACUUUGGACCACCUGCAAGGUGUCUCUAGUCGAGCAAGCCUGCAUUACACUGGAGAGAGUCAGCUUAAAGAGGUGCUACAGAAUCUUGGCAAAGACCAGUACUCACCACAGUCGUUAGAACAAGUUGGUACUCGAAUAGCCAAAGCUCUGGAAAAGAAUCAGACUUCAUGGGUCCUCUCUAGCAUGGCAGCUCUCUACUGGAGGGUGAAAGGCCAAGGAAAGAAGGCGAUUGAUUGUUUACGGCAAGCAUUACACUAUGCACCCCAUCACAUGAAGGAUGUACCACUAAUAAGCCUGGCAAACAUCUUCCACAACGCCAGACUUUGGAAUGAUGCCAUCAUUGUGGCUACCAUGGCAGUGGAAAUAGCACCACACUUCGUGGUUAAUCAUUUCACACUGGCGAAUGUCUACGUAGCAAUGGAAGAGUUCGAAAAGGCGAUGAAAUGGUAUGAGUCAACAUUAAAACUUCAGCCGGAGUUUGCCCCAGCAAAGAAUCGAAUCCACACCAUUCAGUGUCAUUUACUUAUGAAAAAAGAGCGACGGUCUCCAUAGAGAUGGGCGUUUUUUCUCUUUUUUUCUUCUUUUCUUUAAAGCCAUUCUUCACUACUCUGCUUUUAAGUGUGCUAAGAUAAAUUGAUGAAUCAAAAUUUUUAACAAGGCUUCUGGAAAGAGAUGGGAUUUGGAUCAAGGGUUCUUUUAUCUUUUCUCAGAUAUAGAGGCAUCAUUGGAAAGUGUUUCACAGACAAUAAUUUUAAAACAUCCAUGUAAAUAUUAAACCGAGGAAGUUCCAUGAGUCCAUAACCACCUGUACCAGGACCCGGGCACCAUUAGUUUCUCCUUAAUGCUCAGAUUGGCAUUCAGCAUCCAAAAUGACUUGCUUCAUGUCUUAUAAUCUAGGUCAAUAGAAAUGCAAAGCACACACCCAUACUAAAUAGUAAGAAGAGAUAAUCAGCAGUUCAUCCAUGUGAAAUUCAUGCUUUGUCCAGUCCUGUUUACUCCAUGCAACGUUGCCUGCUUUUUUUGGAAGGAGAGGCACAGAAUUUCAAACAUUUAUUUAGGAAACAAAAUAAAAAGGAGUUAGGAACAUCUAGCAUUUUUGGCAUGAUUUAUUUCUGUUGGAGAUGAGGGAAUGAAGGGUGGGGAACACCAGGACACUGAAGUCAAAGUGUUUUUUUUUUUUAAUCUUACUCGCAGGGAAAAAAAAAAAGAAAAAGAGUAGAAAACCCAAUAAGAUGUUUUAUAUUUGUCUGUAUAUUCAUAGCCUUCUGCCUCCCUGAAUGGUUGUUUUACUGAUUCUUUGUUCACUGUAUUUCUAGUCAUUUCAGAGUAAGGUGCAAGUUUCUUCUCUGAGCCAUACUUUCAUCAACUGAGAAGGAGCAGGGAGGCAUUGUCAAGGUAUCAUCAGCAAAUGAGUCAGAUGGAAGAUUUCCAAAUCAGUUUUCUCUUUGGUUGGUGGAGGACAUGUUUCUCCAUGCAUACAUUGUUGAAUUAACAAGGGCACAUAUUUCAAAUAAAUUGUUUAUGAACAAAA
This is a messenger RNA of Gallus gallus (chicken), 7628 nucleotides long. RefSeq names its product tetratricopeptide repeat domain 17 (gene TTC17). The coding region runs from base 2891 to 6649 and encodes 1252 amino acids. The transcript is spliced from 25 exons. Lineage: Eukaryota; Metazoa; Chordata; Aves; Galliformes; Phasianidae. Gene Ontology annotation, biological process: actin filament polymerization; cilium organization. Gene Ontology annotation, cellular component: actin cytoskeleton; cytoplasm. The record is from RefSeq and is a predicted model, not a curated record. Gene Ontology annotation, molecular function: protein binding.